Galleria mellonella (greater wax moth) is the source of this 844-nucleotide messenger RNA. RefSeq names its product peroxiredoxin-5, mitochondrial (gene Prx5). Gene Ontology annotation, cellular component: cytoplasm; peroxisome; mitochondrion. The coding region runs from base 153 to 722 and encodes 189 amino acids. The transcript has 3 exons. Gene Ontology annotation, molecular function: thioredoxin peroxidase activity. The record is from RefSeq and is a predicted model, not a curated record. NCBI's taxonomy places the organism in Eukaryota, Metazoa, Arthropoda, Insecta, Lepidoptera, Pyralidae. Gene Ontology annotation, biological process: cellular response to oxidative stress; hydrogen peroxide catabolic process; cell redox homeostasis.
AUCUAUUUCUAUACGUAAUCUAUAAUGUCAUAAUAUUUAUCCAGUUGUUUUCAAGGUCGUAUACCUAUUACAGUAGUUGUCAAAUUGAAUCAAUAGUCACAGAAUCAAUAGAGAGAUUGUCAAGUUAAUAAAAAAUACAUAACUAGUCACCAAUGUUUGUUACGAGGUCAACAAUUAUCCGAGGUAUUGCUGCAUUCAAUAAGCAGUCUUUGACCCGAGCGCUGCACACUACUCCAUUAGCCAUGGCACCGAUAAAGGUUGGUGAUCCGCUACCGUCUGUGGAUCUGUUUGAGGAUUCGCCGGCGAAUAAAGUAAACAUUUCCGAUUUGACUGCCGGCAAGAAAGUUGUAUUGUUUGCUGUACCCGGCGCUUUCACACCUGGCUGCUCUAAGACUCACCUGCCGGGAUAUGUUCAGAGUGCUGACAAAUUAAGGACAGAAGGUGUCGCGGAGAUCGUUUGUGUGUCUGUCAACGAUCCUUAUGUGAUGGCUGCAUGGGGCACACAGCAUAACACUAAAGGAAAGGUUCGCAUGCUUGCAGAUCCAAGUGGGAAUUUUAUUAAAGCUCUUGACUUAGGCACCAACUUGCCUCCUUUAGGCGGUUUCAGAUCGAAACGCUUCUCUAUGGUGAUCAACAAUAGUAAAGUAGAAGAACUGAAUGUAGAGCCUGACGGUACGGGCCUGUCCUGUUCCCUUGCGGAUAAAAUCAAGAUCAAGAAGUAAAUCUCGUUAAUUUAAGACCUGUUGUGAAUAUGUAUGCUUUACACAGACCAUAGACUGUCGGAGCACACCUUGUGAUAUGAUGAAUCAAUUUAUAUUAGAAUUUUAUUGGACCUCACACAAAA